UUUCGAUGAGCUUGGAUUGCACAUCUGCCGUUACAAAGAGUAGCUUGUUUGAUUUCGAGAAUAGAAUUCUCGAACGAGCUCGUUCGAAUCACUUCGAACUUUUCAAAAAUGUUACCAGGCAAACGUGACAGCGAACAAAUGUCUGUUUCUCCGCUGGCUUAGCAGAGUUUUUAAAAAUGUAACGCUCCAAUUAGACGACUUCCAUGUAAUUCGAGGCUUCUUUUUAUGCAUGCAGCUGUAUACAUGUAAUCCCUUAACAAUCGGCUCGCGGCGAGCGCGACAAUAAAUACAAAUCGCUCGGUAUAUUGGUUCGCAGUUAGGAAACUUAUCCACCGUAUUAUUUUCCAUCAUUGCGAGCCUUAUCUUCUAGAUCGACCUAAUCUCUUUGCUUUUAUGGACCUCGUUUAUCGCGAAAAAGGAAAAUAUGUUGUUUCGUCCUCUUUUCAAUUAUCUAUAAAUUUCCAAGAAUUUUCGAAUACUUCGACAAACUAUCGGGUACUGUCGCGAGUCGUGACGGUUUUAUGCAAUAAAGCAUCUUGUUUUUGGACUUCGUUUAACGUUUAUUAUUUUUCAGGAAUGAGUGUUGGAAUGGACGAAUGCGAGGGUACCUUUUGCCUGAACCGUUCUUCGAGUUUCUCCACGUGGAUUUCUCUUGAAAAUGAAACGAAUUUGAAUCGAGAGGAAAAAAGAUUUUCUAUCGAACGGUAUACAGGGUGGCCGAAUACCGCAACGAUGGGUGUUCGCGGUGAUGGGAUUUUUGGCGUUGUUCAACGCGUACGCGAUGAGGGUCUGCCUGUCCAUCACCAUCACCGAGAUGGUCUAUCCGUCGACGAGCGAGAACCACACCGAAGACGUUUGCGAGUACGAGCCGGACGUUUUCGCCGUUACGAACCUGACUAGGACAUCCGUGAACGGGAAGCGAUACGAUUGGGAUGGAAUCACCCAGGGUGCAAUUCUAUCGUCCUUCUACUGGGGCUACGUGGUAACUCACUUGCCGGGCGGAAUGCUGUCGGAGAGAUUCGGCGGUAAACACUCCCUCGGUCUGGGGAUUCUGGCGACCGCGGUGUUCACGCUUAUCACGCCGGUGGUGGUCGAUUACGGCGAAGCGACAGGUCUGAUCGCUGUGCGCGUGUUGAUGGGCUUGUGCGAGGGCACGACGUUCCCGGCGUUGAACGCGAUGCUCGCUCAAUGGACGCCGCCGGAGGAAAGGUCCAAGAUCGGCUCGUUGGUAUUCGCGGGUGCCCAACUCGGCACGGUGUUCGCGAACUCGUUGUCGGGCCUCAUCCUUCACUACUCGGCGAUAGGCUGGCCGGCUGUAUUCUACGUAUUUGGCAGCGUAGGCCUCGUUUGGUUCGUGAUAUGGUGUCUAACGUGCUACAACAACCCGGACACGCAUCCGUACAUCUCCGAGAGGGAGAAGAACUUCCUGAGCGAGAGGAUGCAAGCCCACACGCACAAGAAACCGCCCUCGGUACCGUGGCGACACAUUCUGACCUCGGUGCCGGUUUACGCUCUGAUUACCGCGCAGAUCGGUCACGAUUGGGGAUUCUUCACCCUGGUCAACGAUCUUCCCAAAUACAUGAGCAACGUACUCAACUAUCCGAUCAAGAGCAACGGGCUGCUCUCCUCGUUACCCUACUUAACGAUGUGGCUUUGCAGCGUGAUCACGUCGUGCCUAGCCGACUGGAUGAUCACCAGCGGCAUGAUGUCGCGCACCAACGUGCGAAAACUGGGCACCACGAUCGCUUCCCUUGGUCCGGGUGUGUUCAUUAUCGGCGCAUCCUACGCCGGGUGCGACCGCACCAUCGUCGUCGUUAUGUUCACCCUUGGCACGACGUUAAUGGGUACGUUCUAUCCAGGGAUGAAGGUGAACGCUCUCGACCUCAGUCCGAAUUACUCUGGUACCCUGAUGGCGGUUGUGAACGGCAUAGGCGCGUUCAGCGGUAUCGUGACACCCUACAUCGUAGGAGUAUUGACUCCGAACGAGGGCCUCUCCGAAUGGAGGCUCGUGUUCUGGAUCGUUUUCGCUGUCUUCGUUGUCACCAACGUCGUUUUCGUACUUUACGCGAGUGGAGAGGUGCAGUACUGGAACAAUCCCGACUUCGUCAGACGAGACAGGGAAGAGAGGAAAAUGAAAAGUAAAAACGAAACGAAGCAAAAUGUUGAGAAAGUUCGUUCUUAAUCCUGAGUGAGGAACAGUUCGUUAUUCGAUGAAUAAUCUACCUCGAGGUCCUAUGACGCAGCUGAUAACUUUUUGCAACGUGAUUCUACGGUACGCACGUAGUGCACAAGAAAUUGUUCGAACAGCUGUUCAAUUAACUGUUGCAAAAUAACUUUACUAUUAGCAUAAUUGUCGCAACGUAUUUAAAUUCUUCGUUGUUAUCGGGUAUUUUUCCGUCUAGUCCAAGUUUUUCUUUUUCUAUUUUUUUUUUCUUUUUUGUACUUCAUCGAAUAGAAGGAAGUAACAAUGUGCAACGAAAAGGAACGACAUAAUACACCGAAGAAUUAUGUAUAUAUGUACAGAUGAAUAGCCUUGCACGCUUCGACGGGCACGUUUAUCGAGCGAGAAUGAAAGACAUAUUCGACUGACGUUACAUAUCGACGUGCUCUCGCGACGAAGAUAUUCAGUGUACCUGAAAUAUUUGCACGACUUAGUUUUCCAUUCGUGCAAGCGUGUCGUCACCGAAAGAAACGGAAGUAACAGUCUUGUAUUUAGUUUGCGCGCGCACGUACGUGUAUACAGGCAUACGUACGCUUACAGGAGCAUAAACGCAACAUCUUUCGUAUGUGAAAAUCUAAAUAAAAGAAAGUUCAUUUUCUUA
Hylaeus volcanicus is the source of this 2822-nucleotide messenger RNA. Its product is annotated as putative inorganic phosphate cotransporter. Lineage: Eukaryota; Metazoa; Arthropoda; Insecta; Hymenoptera; Colletidae. Gene Ontology annotation, molecular function: transmembrane transporter activity. The coding region runs from base 749 to 2182 and encodes 477 amino acids. Gene Ontology annotation, biological process: monoatomic anion transport; transmembrane transport. The record is from RefSeq and is a predicted model, not a curated record. The transcript has 4 exons.